Molecule: messenger RNA, 1062 nt
Organism: Abrus precatorius (Indian licorice)
Lineage: Eukaryota; Viridiplantae; Streptophyta; Magnoliopsida; Fabales; Fabaceae
Product: NADPH-dependent aldehyde reductase-like protein, chloroplastic
Exons: 1
Coding region: 78-863 (261 amino acids)
Source: RefSeq, a predicted model, not a curated record
AAUCAGAACCAAUCAAUGCACAAAACGAGUAUGUGAGUUACCGAUUCACGAGUUGAGUUCACAGCCAACCACAAGACAUGGCUACUCCUACACAACCCCUUCCGCUUCAAGACCGAGUCGCAAUCGUCACUGGCUCCUCCCGCGGAAUCGGCCGAGAAAUUGCGCUUCACCUCGCCUCACUCGGCGCACGCCUCGUCCUCAACUACACCUCCAACUCCAACCUAGCCGAUUCAGUCGCCGCCGAAAUCAACGCCAACUCAUCUUCCGGCGCGCCGCGAGCCAUCUCCAUACGCGCUGACGUGUCCGACUCGGUCCAGGUGAAGUCGCUCUUCGACUCGGCCGAGCGAGCCUUCGACUCGCCGGUCCAUAUCAUGGUCAACUCGGCCGGCGUCCUCGACGGCACCUAUCCCUUCGUGGCCGACACCUCGGUGGAGUCCUUCGACCGCACCUUCGCGGUGAACGCGCGCGGAGCGUUCCUGUGCGCGCGGGAGGCGGCGAAUCGCGUGAAGCGCGGCGGCGGAGGGAGGAUCGUGCUGUUGACGACGUCGGUGGCGGCGUCGCUGAAACAGGGGUACGGCACGUACGCGGCGUGGAAGGCGGCAGUGGAGGCGAUGACGAAGAUUCUGGCGAAGGAGCUGAAAGGGAGUGGGAUAACGGCGAAUUGCGUUGCGCCGGGACCGGUGGCGACGGACAUGUUCUUCGAGGGGAAGACGGAGGAGAUGGUUAAUAUGGCGGUUGAAGAGUGUCCCCUUGGUAGACUCGGUGAGGCCAAAGAUAUUGCUCCUGUCGUUGGUUUCUUGGUCUCUGAUGCCGCUGAAUGGAUCAAUGGCCAAGUCAUUCGUGUCAAUGGUGGCUAUGUUUAGUUAGUUAGGUAUUCAUUGACAUGAUAAGAGCACUAAAACUAUCCCUUUGGAGUUUGCUGUAAGGAUAUGAAUGUUGCAAUUGGUAUUGUUAAUUGUUUUUAUGUCAGUGUUGCUUCGUUUGUUCUGGAAAAUGACUCGAUUGUGUGCCUAGUGGUUCAUUAGUUUUCCGUGUUCAGGAAUUAAUAAAAACACAUUUCUC